Messenger RNA from Mercurialis annua (annual mercury), 3620 nucleotides. RefSeq names its product DNA topoisomerase 1 alpha-like. Gene Ontology annotation, biological process: DNA replication; chromosome segregation; DNA topological change. Lineage: Eukaryota; Viridiplantae; Streptophyta; Magnoliopsida; Malpighiales; Euphorbiaceae. The record is from RefSeq and is a predicted model, not a curated record. Gene Ontology annotation, cellular component: chromosome; nucleolus. The coding region runs from base 293 to 3286 and encodes 997 amino acids. The transcript is spliced from 16 exons. Gene Ontology annotation, molecular function: DNA topoisomerase type I (single strand cut, ATP-independent) activity; DNA binding.
UUCUUUUUCUUUUAUGCAUCGUUUUAUCGGUUUCCUUUCCUUAACGCCUUGUAAUAAGAAAAAGAACAAACAACAAAAAGAGAAGAAAAUCAGCAAACCAAACAGAUAAAAUAAAUACAUAAAAUUCACUAAUUUCUUCAAAAUUCACUAAUAAUAACAAACCCAUUAAGAAAUUAGCACACCCAUUUCUUCACACACCGGACUCGAUCUAAUACUCUUAUCACCGUUCAUCGAUCAUCUCCGCCGAUUAAAAGGCAGAUUUUCGAUACAUGCCCACGCCGAGUUUUGUUAAAUGACAAUGGCUGCUCCAGCAUCUGCGAAGACGAAAGCGUAUGAUUAUGAUGAUGACGACGAGGAUGACAUGCCCUUGGUUUUUAAAAGGAGCAGUCACUCAACAUCUAAGCAGAAUCAAUCGAGCACAGCAGAUGUGAAGAAACCAUUAUCGUCGUCUCAGAGCUCUAAUGGUCAAAGCUCGAAUGCCCAGAAAGGUAAAACCGCUGUUCCAUCUUCGAAGGGACCGCCGGUGAAAUCUCCAAUAGGGAGCCCUAAAGCGUCGACUUCAUCUGCCAAGGUAUCUCCAUUGAGGUCGCCAGUGGCGAAUUCAAAAGGAUCGGGUUCUGUGGAUGAACGUUCAAAACAAAUAUCUAAACAAAAUGCAGCUCCAUUGAGGUCACCAGUGGCAAAUUCAAAAGGAUCGGGUUCUGUGGAUGAACGUUCAAAACAAACAUCUAAACAGAAUGCAGCUCCAUUGAGGUCACCAGUGGCAAAUUCAAAAGGAUCGGGUUCUGUGGAUGAACGUUCAAAGCAAAUAUCUAAACAGAAUGUAACUCCUUUGAGGUCACCAGUGGCAAAUUCAAAAGGAUCAAGUUCUGUGGAUGAACGACCAAAACAAAUAUCUAAGCAGAAUGCGUCUAAUAGUGUGAAGGAAGAAGUCAAUUCUGUUAAACGCGAACCAGAACUCAAUUCUGUAAAACAUGGAAUUGAACCCCGCCCUAUAAAACCUGAAACAGAAACGAAGAAUGAUGAUGAUGAUUCUGAGGAUGAUAUGCCAUUGAGUGCUAGAAAAACGGGAAACUCAAGUACUGCUGAUAAAGGGAUCAACUCUAACAAUGGCAACAAGGUGGUUACUGCACCUAGUCCUGUCAAAGAUGAAGAGUCAGAUGAUGAAGAUGAUAAAGUCCCCUUAUCGUCACGAUUCCCUAUGAAGUCAAGUGCAGGGACAUCGGGUAUCAAGUCUAACAACAUCAGUGAAAAGAAACCUCUGGCUUCAAAAUUUCAACAGAAUGGUUCUACCUCGAAGGACAAGCAACAGAAAGAACCGCUAGGGUCAACUAAGAGACCUGCGGAUAAAGCUAAUUUACCAGAUAAUUCUUCUGCUAAAAGGCCUAAGCUUUCUGAUGCAUCCACAAUAGCAAAAGUUAAGCAAGUAACUGUGAAGGCAGACAGCAAGGAAGAUGAAGAUGACAUUCCAAUUGCUCAAAGAAAGAAGAAUUUAGGCAUUUCUGAGAAUAAAUUAUCAUCUGCUAAGAAAAAAACCGCAGUUUUUGCUUCAUCGUCUAAAAAGAUGAAUAAGAACAAGAAACAAAUGAAAAAUACAAAAUACUCUAAAUCGACAAAACUGAAUCCUAGCUCCUCCGAUGGGCAGAAGAAAUGGACAACCUUGGAGCACAAUGGUGUAAUUUUUCCACCUCCUUAUAAGCCUCAUGGAAUUAAGAUUCUGUACAAGGGGAAGCCAGUUGUUUUGACUCCUGAACAAGAGGAGGUUGCAACAAUGUUUGCCGUGAUGAAAGAAACAGAUUACAUGCAAAAACCACAGUUUCUCGAGAAUUUCUGGACUGACUGGCGGAAAAUACUGGGAAAGAACCAUGUAAUACAGAAUCUGCAGGACUGCGAUUUCACCCCAAUAUAUGAAUGGCAUGAACGGGAGAAGGAGAAGAAGAAACAAAUGAGUUCAGAAGAGAAGAAGGAAUUGAAAGAAGAGAAAAUGAAACAAGAGGAGAAGUACAUGUGGGCUGUUGUUGAUGGUGUGAAGGAGAAGGUUGGAAAUUUCAGAGUUGAACCGCCUGGGCUAUUUCGAGGGCGGGGAGAACAUCCUAAGAUGGGGAAGCUGAAAAGGCGCAUCCAGCCUAGUGACAUUACAAUCAAUAUUGGAAAAGCUUCCCCAAUUCCUGAAUGUCCUAUUCCCGGUGAAAGCUGGAAAGAAGUAAAGCAUGAUAACACUGUUACAUGGCUAGCUUUCUGGAAUGAUCCAAUCAAUCAAAAAGAAUUCAAAUAUGUUUUCUUGGCAGCUAGCAGUUCCUUGAAGGGGCAAAGUGAUAAGGAGAAAUAUGAAAAAGCAAGAAAGCUGAAGGAUUACAUACACAACAUCCGAGCAGCUUACCAAAAGGAUUUCAGGAGUAAAGAUCCUACAAAGAAGCAAAUAGCAGUUGCUACCUAUCUUAUUGAUAAGCUAGCUCUUAGGGCGGGUAAUGAGAAGGAUGAUGAUGAAGCGGAUACUGUUGGUUGUUGUACACUUAAAGUAGCAAAUGUAGAGUGUAUUUCUGGAAGCCAUAAUUUAAAGUUUGACUUCCUUGGUAAAGAUUCUAUUCGAUAUGAAAACACAGUUGAGGUUAAACCUGAGGUGUAUGAUGCAAUUGGAACCUUUCAAAAGGGUAAAAAGCAAACUGAUGAUCUUUUUGACAAGUUGGAUACAACUAAACUGAAUGCGCACUUAAAGGAACUCAUGCCUGGUCUUACGGCAAAAGUUUUCCGUACAUACAAUGCGUCAAUUACUUUAGAUGAAAAGUUAUAUGAAGACACCGAGGAUGGUGAUGUUGCAGAAAAUGUUGUCAUUUAUCAAAAAGCGAACAAGGAGGUUGCAAUCAUCUGUAAUCAUCAGCGUACUAUCUCAAAAACUCAUGGUGCACAAAUGUCGAAGUUGAUUGAGAAAAUUGACGAGCUUAAGGACAUUGUGAAAGAUCUAAAAACUGACUUGGACAGGGCAAAGAAGGGGAGGGCCCCAUUAAAGGACACAGACGGAAAGCGAAAGAGGGUCUUGACUCCCGAAGCCAUAGAGAAGAAGAUAGCAUCAACUAAUCAAAGAAUUGAUAAAAUGGAACUGGCUAUGAAGACCAAGGAGGAUCUUAAAACUGUGGCAUUAGGCACAUCAAAAAUCAAUUACCUCGAUCCCAGGAUCACAGUCGCAUGGUGCAAGCGACAUGAUGUUCCGAUUGAAAAGAUUUUCAACAAAUCUCUUCUAGCGAAGUUCACUUGGGCAAUGGAUGUGGAUCCUCAAUUCAGAUUCUGAUUCAUGCCAAGUUGAGAUGUAACAAUGUAGUAUCGACUCAAAAAUGAGCCCGGAAAAGGAUCAAAGAAAUGAAAAAAGCGUACAAUCCUCUUUUUUAAUUGCUCUCAUUACAAUCAAUUUAACAUUUUUUUUCUCAUGUCGCGCAGAAAAUUAGUGUUGUAUGGUCGGUCUAAUCUAAUCAUGGGGCGAUUGCCCUGUUCUUCGUACUGUUUCCGGAUAGUAAGGAGUCGGCAACAAGAAUUGUUUGCUAUGGACAUUGAGAAUCAGGAUCUAACAAUAUGAAUUCGGAGAACUUUUGAAUGAAACAUUCACAAGUAUAUGUUAUUGGUUUUAA